AUGACGAAGAGACUUCUGUCUCAAGAAAAAGUUAGUGUAGGCGAUAUCGAAGACGAAGUGGUGGGGCAUAUGGACCGUAAAUGGGAACCACUACACUGGCGAGCUCAACUCAGUAACAUUCGAAAAAUGCGCGAAAGUCGUGAUGCUCCAGUAGACUUGAUGGGUUGCGAAAGAUUGGCUGAUGAAACAGAACAUCCAAAAACCUUCAGAUUACAGGUACUGAUAAGUCUUAUGCUGUCAAGUCAAACAAAAGAUCAAGUUACGGCAGCGGCGAUGGAGCGUCUAAAGUCGAAGGGAUGUACAGUUACAACAUUAACAAGUAUGGAAACAGAAGACCUGCAAAAAUUAAUUUACCCAGUGGGAUUUUAUAAGACAAAAGCUUUGAAUAUAAAGAAAACGUGCGAAAUCCUAAAGGAAAAAUACAAUUCAGACAUACCAGAAACUGUUGAGGAGUUAUGCACCUUACCUGGUGUCGGUCCGAAAAUGGCAUAUCUAGCAAUGAAGUGUGCGUGGAAAAAAACAGCAGGAAUAGGUGUUGAUACACAUGUACAUCGAAUUGUCAAUCGCCUGAAAUGGAGUAAAAAACCAACCAAAACCCCAGAACAAACUCGUGUGUCACUAGAAGAGUGGUUUCCAAGGGAAUACUGGGAUGAAAUUAAUUGGUUGUUAGUUGGUUUUGGCCAACAAAUCUGUCGCCCAGUGAAUCCGAACUGCGGGGAAUGCUUAAAUCUAUCAACUUGUCCAUCUGCGUCGAAACCCAGUUUGAAAGUAAAGAAGACUAAAUUCGAGUAA
Molecule: messenger RNA, 792 nt
Organism: Schistosoma turkestanicum
Lineage: Eukaryota; Metazoa; Platyhelminthes; Trematoda; Strigeidida; Schistosomatidae
Source: the annotation of a GenBank genome assembly